Zingiber officinale is the source of this 1117-nucleotide messenger RNA. Its product is annotated as RING-H2 finger protein ATL3-like. The record is from RefSeq and is a predicted model, not a curated record. Gene Ontology annotation, biological process: protein ubiquitination. NCBI's taxonomy places the organism in Eukaryota, Viridiplantae, Streptophyta, Magnoliopsida, Zingiberales, Zingiberaceae. The transcript has a single exon. Bases 72 to 860 code for a protein of 262 amino acids.
CCUCUUUUCUUUCUAUAAAUCAAAGUGCACGUCGUUACUUCUCCGCAGCUCAAAUUCAAACUGUACGAUCCAUGGACGGCGUCUCUCGGCUCUCCGUCUCUACAACCACCGCCCUCUUGAUCGCCAGUGUCGUCAUCCUCUUCCUUGUCUUUCUCUUCCUCCUCGUGUGCUACCUCCGCUCCAACCGCUACUGGGGCGCCAUCCCCGUCUCCGGCGCCGCCCACGCCCGCUUCGCCCUUUCCCCCGGCCUCCCCUGCGGCGCCCUCGGCCUUGAUGCCGCCGUCGCCCUCCCCCCGCCCAUUGUGGUCCGCCCGGGGACCUUCAAGGAGGGCCUCGAGUGCCCCGUCUGCCUCUCCGAACUCACUGUCGGCGAGGCGGCGACGCUGCUGCCCAGGUGCGGCCAUGCCUUCCAUCUCCACUGCAUCGACAUGUGGUUCUGUAGCCACUCCACUUGCCCCCUCUGCCGCACGACGGCGGCGGUCGAGGAGUCAGAAGUCGCCAAGUCUGGAGCUCAGUUGCUUAAUUCGUCCCAAUCGAUUUUGAAUACCACCGCAAGUUCCGAUCUUUGUGCUAGAAUUGGGGAUUCGAACUCACAAGAAGGGAUUUUUAGCGCUUCUUCGAGCGCGUUGCCGGCUGAAUCCGCAUCAGAUGAGUCAUUGCCGGCGACUAGUCAAACAGAGGAGGUACCCCCGCCACCGCCACCGCCACCGCCGCCUCCGCCGCCCAAGUCAACAUUGAGAUUGUUUCCGUGGCUUCUCGUUCGUGGGAGCAGGAUGGGCGGUGCUACGGAUAGUCCAAGCGGGUGCGACGUCGAGCAAGGAUUUGGUGGUCCUGUUUCGAUAUCUCCAACGAGUCCAUGAAUCCAGAAUUCAAUGGGGUUUAAUUCAAAGUUAUCAUCUUUAGUUUUUCUUUUCUGAAGUAUAAUUAACAGUUGCAAAUAGACCAUCCUUUUAUCCAUAAAUUAGAGACUAAGGAUCCGUGCUCGGAGCACUACUCUCCUUUUGCUGGAACAAUAAGUGCACAAAUAAAUUAGUCUAACCUGUUUGACUUGAUCGUCCUUUAAGUUUUGUUUAAAAUGUUAUUAAUUAAUACGAUUUAUCUACUUUAUUUAUUUUCU